AUUGGGCUUUUGCAUGAGCCUGCAUGGCUUUAUAAUUGCUUGCUUAUUUGCUUACUAGGUCUUUAUCAGGAUUUCCUUGGAGAUCUGGAGGUCUGCUGGGUGUGAAAAUAUCAAAGCUCUUUUAUUCUGUAAUGUUUAAUUUCAGUGUUCUUUUGUGUAUUUUGAAGUAAUAACCCACUAGCAGAGUGGACUGCUGAAAAAAGGAAUCAGGUCACGUCAUUAAAAUGUGAAAGUUUUUUCCCCCAUAUAAAUUAAUUUACCACAAUAAACUUGCCCAGUAAUUCUGCAGUUUACUGUGCACUGGCCAUGCUUAGACCACGUCAAUUAGUCUAUAAAUACAUUUAAAGCAAAUUAUAGUCCGAUAUUUGUUAUAGUUCUAUAACGAAUCUUCAAUAUCAGUAAAAACAUUUAUUCAAAUGAUCCUUUGCAAUGGUGGACACAUUAUGUGAUUACGAAAGUGUGUGAAUGUUAAAAAAAAAACAAAAAAAAAACAUUAUAAUGACCCCACACCCAUCAGAGCAUAGAUACACUUCCUAAGCCCCGAAGGCUUUCCAGAAUCAGAAAGUAAAAGCUUUUAAUUUUACAAACCUUUCAUCUCUACUCCCUCCUGUCUCUCAGGUCAUAACGAGAUGCCAAAUCCCUUUUGAGUGAACGUCAGUGUCUUUUGAGCUGAUACAAAAUGAAGCUGCAUUGCAUCAUAGCCUGGGAUGACAAUAAUAAACGCAUCUCACAAUGGCAUCGCAACAAAUUACAAUCCUGACAUUGUUGUUCCCUUUUUACUGAAGCUGCCAGUAAAACAACAGAAGGGCUUAGUUUACACCUGUUCUGCCUGCCAGCACUGCAAGUAACUCACAAGGUAUCACUGAGUCGACAGUAAAGAAAGGCAGUCUGGGUUACAGGGCACACAAAUCUGUAAUCUUAAUAAGCAGCACCAGGCUUUUGUAAGAUAAAUGCACCACUGUACUGUACUGGCUGGCAUAAAAAGCUUCCUGUUCUCUCUGUUCGAAAAACAAAAAGGGAGAGGAAUUUAGCUGUCAGGGUUAUUGAGAAGGUUACAUAUCAUUAGAUGUACUGUAAACUAUCCUGGGCUGAGCUUGCAAGGUGGACAAUGCUGCUUAGAAUCUGAGCUUUCGCCUCCUCUUCUCGUAACACACAGCAGUGUGGACUGAGCACAUAGACUGGGCACAGGCCCCUGUGCUCGCUUUCCAGUGGUGUGGGAGCUCUGAGGGGACAGACCUGUAUCUACACCACGCUACAGUGGGCAGGCUAAAGGAGGGUGUCAGCGAGGAAAUGAUGUGCAGUGCCUUGAGUCCCAAGGAGUCCCGGGGCCCCAGCCUCUCCGACAUGCACCAGUACAGCCAGUGGCUGGCCAGCCGGCACGAAGCCAGCCUGCUGCCCAUGAAGGAGGACCUGGCGCUGUGGCUCUCGAACCUACUGGGUAAGGAGAUAACGGCAGAGAGCUUUAUGGAGAAACUGGAUAAUGGAGCUCUGCUGUGUCAACUGGCAGAGACCCUGCAAGAGAAAUUCAAAGAGCUGCCGAACUCUGCCAAGAACCUGCCCUUCCGGAGGAUCCCCUGCAAAGCCAGCGCCCCCUCCGGGUCAUUCUUCGCCCGCGACAACACUGCCAACUUCUUGAGCUGGUGUCGGGAGUUGGGGGUGGGAGACACCUGCCUGUUUGAGUCUGAAGGGCUGGUUCUUCAUAAACAACCCAGAGAAGUGUGUCUGUGCUUACUGGAGCUGGGAAGAAUAGCAUCCAGAUACGGGGUGGAGCCCCCCGGACUGAUCAAACUGGAGAAGGAGAUCGAGCAGGAGGAGACAAUUCCCAUCCCAUCCCCCUGCCCCCUCUCCCCUGUCUCCCCCUCACCCACCAAGUCACCCGGCAGGAAAAGCACAGGGAAGCUUCUGGAUGACGCUGUAAAACACAUCUCCGAGAACCCUCCUUGUAAGUGCAGUAACAGGUUUUGUGUGGAGAUGCAAUCCCAAGGAAGAUACCGGGUGGGAGAGAAGAUUCUCUUCAUCAGGAUGCUGAAUAACAAGCAUGUGAUGGUGCGUGUGGGGGGAGGCUGGGAGACGUUCGAGAGCUACCUCCUGAAGCACGACCCCUGCCGCAUGCUGCAGAUCUCCAGGGUGGAGGGCAAGAUGUCCCCCGUCCCGAACAAGCCGCCCAGCCUCAAGGAUCUUAGUCCCGACAGCUACCUGGUGGUGGCCGCUAACUACAGGAGCAAGAAGUAGCCGCGCUGUCCCACAACUUGACCCCGCUGACCACGAGGCGGAAGUCCUUACGUUAUUUGACUGGUGCCUGGCUUUCAGUGUCGUGCAGCAGGGACGAGCUCAGCAGAUAGAGUGGACAGGGUCUUUGGAUUGAUGUAGAGGGUCUUCAGACGUUCUGCAAAAUUUGGGACUUUAUGAUAAUCGAAGAUGUUGCAUUUUAACAGUAAGGUAAAUUAACACUAGUGGAAGCCCCCCGUCCCAAUGUAGUUCUGCUAUGAUAACUGGGGUAAAGGGGACUCUUUGUAAGGCUCUGGAUUGGUCUUUCAAUGGAGUACUGUCCCAUUUAGAAAUCGGUGUUUAUUCAUGAUGACCCCGCCCCCAUCUUGACCCCAUUCCCCCAUGUCAUAUUGAAUAGCCAAUCAGCCAUCACCUCAUUCACCUCAAAAUUACCUGCAUCAUACAAUGUUCCCCUUUUAGAGUAGACCCUAACACCCUUGCAAUUGAUCAUUAUUAUUUUUUUUUUUCAGUUGGACAGCUUGACUUAAAGUAACCUAACAUUGUGAUAUGGUGUUUGAUGAAUGCUUAGCUGUUAGUUCACAGUGCAGUAACUGCACAUCAAUCCAGAGCUCUUGAAGGCUGCCCCUCCCUCUCGCACAGCCCCUGAUCAGACUAUCGGCACACCUCCAUGUCUCACUCGCUUCUUUUAAAGAAGCGAUUAACUCAUUUUACACCAGAGCCAAUGCUUAGAACAAGUCCCGCUUUAAAAAGCAAGGUGGGUUCAAGAUGGGAUCGUAUGGAUCUUGAAAACGUGGAUUACUCAUUUUAAUCAUUUCCUUAAAUCAGAUUUCACAGAUUAUUAGCUUAGUUUGAAACAAUUAAAAAAAAAAAAAAGUUCCUUCACUGUCUCAGUUACAGUGUAUUGGUCACUUGGUGGCACUGUGUACUAUGCAGUCGAAGUAACAGCAGUUACAACAUUUGGCCACCAGUGGCACUAUGCUCUAUGCAAAGGAGUGAAUGUAAAAACGAUGUCAAAGGGUAAUAGAUACCCGUUGCAGGUCUUAGAUGUUACGCUAAAGGAACAGUUAACUGGUUUAAAGAGUUGCCUUAAAAUUGAUGCAUUCUUUUAUCACUAUCUGAAUUAAAUGUUAUUGAUUUUGUAGCUAGA
This is a messenger RNA of Acipenser ruthenus (sterlet), 3376 nucleotides long. RefSeq names its product growth arrest-specific protein 2-like. Bases 1291 to 2232 code for a protein of 313 amino acids. Lineage: Eukaryota; Metazoa; Chordata; Actinopteri; Acipenseriformes; Acipenseridae. Gene Ontology annotation, biological process: actin crosslink formation. Gene Ontology annotation, cellular component: actin filament. The transcript has 8 exons. Gene Ontology annotation, molecular function: cytoskeletal adaptor activity; actin filament binding; microtubule binding. The record is from RefSeq and is a predicted model, not a curated record.